UAAUAUAAUAAAAAAUAUGCCACUUCCAGCAGCGUUACAAGCUAGAUUGAAAAAGCGAGGCUUGGUUGUGAAAGAAGCAGACAAAACAGAAGAGAACGAGCCAGAGAAGAAAAAGAAGUUCAAAGACCAACCAUUACCACCUGGAUGGUUUAAAGUACCUGAUCCUGGAAGUGGACAUGCGUACUUUUGGAACGUACAUACAAAUCAAGUUGCUUGGAGACAUCCAAACGAUCCACGUGCUGAAAUAACAUAUCCAGCGUCAUGGCAACAAAAAAAAGAAUCUAAAGAAUCAAAAUCUACGGAUGACGGUAAAGAGGACAAAUCGAAAUCGAAAGUAAAAACAGGAAAACAUCCUAGUUUAGUUAAAGCUCAACGGCAGAAAGAAAAAAAUGCACCUUAUAGAAAAAAUAAAAAAGAUGAUGAUGCUCUCGAUCCAAUGGAUCCAGCCUCGUAUUCAGAUGUAGGCAGAGGGUCGUGGUCAACCGGUCUAAAAGAAGAUUCCGAAGUUAAAACUGGAGUCGAUACAACAGCGAGUGGGCCAUUAUUUCAACAACGCCCGUAUCCAAGUCCUGGAGAUAUUCUUCGUCGAAAUAAGAAAGUACAAAACGAAGAUGACGAUUAAGAUAUACCUUAAGCUGCAAGUCAGUUGGAAACACAAGUAAUAAUAUGAACCUCACGUCAACCGAAAAAUGAAACAGUUUAAGUGUGACUGUUGUGACAUUUAAGUAUUGUAAAUUACGAAGCUUAUGUGCUACAAAUUAAAUUAAAAGCCCUAAAUACGUCGUGACACGUGUUUUGUCGUGCUCAACGCGUGUGUACACGUUCAACUCUGUUAUACUGAAACAAAAACCAUUUUUUAA
Messenger RNA from Hydractinia symbiolongicarpus, 860 nucleotides. RefSeq names its product polyglutamine-binding protein 1-like. The record is from RefSeq and is a predicted model, not a curated record. Gene Ontology annotation, molecular function: protein binding; lipid binding. Gene Ontology annotation, cellular component: cytosol; plasma membrane. Lineage: Eukaryota; Metazoa; Cnidaria; Hydrozoa; Anthoathecata; Hydractiniidae. The transcript has 8 exons. The coding region runs from base 17 to 622 and encodes 201 amino acids.